CACAUUCCCCGGCCGCAGCUGGCCCCACCCCUCUCGCGCGGCGGCCCGGCCGUCUGUGACGUCGGCAGGCCCCGCCCCCUGGGUAUAAAUACUGGCGGCGCUGGUGCCGCCUUCCCACACUCUCUGGCUCAACUCUCGGCCGCGGUGUUUCCGUUUCUCUCCCUGGUCGUCGCCUCCCGCUCGGCUCCUCUCCUCCUUUCUCGCUCUGCUGCUCUGCGGUGUGACGAGGCUGAAUCCUCUCCCCACUCGGUUCGCGCCUUCCCCCCUCUCUCUCUCCUCUCUCCUCUCUCGCGCCGCUCCAUUUCUCCGGUUCGGCUGCCGCCGCCACUGCUGCUCAGCUGGUGUCGGUGCCGCGCGUUUCCCCCACGUCGUCCCCGCAGCCUAUGGCCCAGGCCGCCUUGGGUAUUUCUGCUCAAGGUAACCACAUCCCUCUUUAAAAAUUCCGCCGAAAAAGAGAAGACGCUUUACCCGACUCUUUGGGCCGUUAUCUCACGGCGAACUUUCUGACCGAGUAUACAACUACCCAGAAGGCCUAGGAGAAGUGCUGUAUAGAGAGCAGUUCGACUUCAACGCUGAGCCACCUUGGGAACCUAGCUGAUGAUAGGGGGGUUCCAUCUCCUAACUUGUCCAUUUUGUUGCAUAUUCUAAGGACCCAGACAUAGGCUUGGUGGCCCGUCUCUUGUUUUUCCUGGUUUAUGACUUUCGGCUUUGUGGAAUACGGCUGAGAUGAAAGGAUUUAUUGACGAUGCAAACUACUCCGUUGGCCUGUUGGAUGAAGGAACAAACCUUGGAAAUGUUAUUGAUAACUAUGUUUAUGAACAUACCCUGACAGGAAAAAAUGCUUUCUUUGUGGGGGACCUUGGGAAGAUCGUGAAGAAGCACAGCCAGUGGCAGAGCCUGGUGGCUCAGAUAAAGCCCUUUUACACAGUGAAGUGCAACUCCACCCCGGCUGUGCUCGAGAUCCUGGCGGCUCUCGGAACUGGGUUUGCUUGUUCCAGCAAAAAUGAAAUGGCCCUAGUCCAAGAAUUGGGUGUGUCUCCAGAAAACAUCAUUUACACAAGUCCUUGUAAGCAAGUGUCUCAGAUAAAGUAUGCAGCGAAAGUUGGAAUAAAUAUCAUGACAUGUGACAAUGAAAUUGAAUUAAAGAAAAUUGCAAGGAAUCACCCAAAUGCCAAGGUCUUACUACAUAUUGCAACAGAGGAUAAUAUUGGAGGUGAAGAUGGUAACAUGAAGUUCGGCACUACACUGAAGAACUGUAGGCAUCUUUUGGAAUGUGCCAAGGAACUUGAUGUCCAAAUAAUUGGGGUGAAAUUUCAUGUUUCAAGUGCUUGCAAAGAAUAUCAAGUAUAUGUGCAUGCUCUAUCUGAUGCUCGGUGUGUGUUUGACAUGGCUGGAGAAUUUGGCUUUACAAUGAACAUGUUAGACAUCGGUGGAGGCUUCACAGGAACUGAAAUUCAGUUGGAAGAGGUUAAUCAUGUUAUCAGUCCUCUGUUGGAUAUUUACUUCCCUGAAGGAUCUGGCAUUCAGAUAAUUUCAGAACCUGGAAGCUACUAUGUAUCUUCUGCGUUUACACUUGCAGUUAAUAUUAUUGCUAAGAAAGUUGUUGAAAAUAAUAAAUUUUCCUCUGGAGUAGAAAAACACGGGAGUGAUGAGCCAGCCUUCGUGUACUACAUGAACGAUGGUGUUUACGGUUCUUUUGCGAGUAAACUCUCUGAGGACUUGAAUACCGUUCCAGAGGUUCACAAGAAAUACAAGGAAGAUGAGCCUCUGUUUACAAGCAGCCUUUGGGGUCCAUCCUGUGAUGAGCUUGAUCAAAUUGUAGAAAGCUGCCUUCUUCCUGAGCUGAAUGUGGGAGAUUGGCUUAUCUUUGAUAACAUGGGAGCAGAUUCUUUCCACGAACCAUCUGCUUUUAAUGAUUUUCAGAGGCCAGCUAUUUAUUACAUGAUGUCAUUCAGUGAUUGGUAUGAGAUGCAAGAUGCUGGAAUUACUUCAGACGCAAUGAUGAAAAACUUCUUCUUUGCACCCUCUUGCAUUCAGCUGAGCCAAGAAGACAGCUUUUCCACUGAAGCUUAAACAGGCAUUAACGCUUCUUUAGAUCUGAAGUCGCAGGUUAAGCUUGUCUGGUCUACAUUCCAGUGUGGGGGAAAAAAUUCAAUCAAUCUUUUACUCUGUUAAUUAUCUUGGAAACAAAUUCAUAGUAAUAGCUAUUUGGGGACCAGACAAAAUCAGCUUUCAUCUAUAAUUCAUUGGGGAUAAUGGGGGAUUUAGAUAAUGUAUCAGAUUUAAACAUACCAGUUUGACCCACCCCUUAAGCGUUUAAAAUAAAAUAUGCAACACAAUGGAUGACUUAGUGGAGAUGGAAGCCCAUUGAUUGGGUUCCCCAUCCAAUCGUUUACAUACAAGUACACAGUUUUUAUAAUAAGGGUUCCUGUUAAAAGUCUUGUAAAGUUGAUGUCUUUCACCCAGGUAUAUCACAUGUGAGUGGAAGACCAGUGUGACUUCAUUAGAUACGUUUAGUGUAUUUAGAAUGUAUAAAUUUGUGCUUUGAACUGUAGUUUAAUAAAUGUAAAAUUGCAUCAUAGUAUUUGUUGUAUUUGACCUAAUGUAACCCUUGUAUGAUUGCAAUAAAACUUUGUGUAGAUUUCA
This is a messenger RNA of Peromyscus eremicus (cactus mouse), 2646 nucleotides long. RefSeq names its product antizyme inhibitor 1 (gene Azin1). The transcript has 12 exons. Gene Ontology annotation, molecular function: ornithine decarboxylase activity; ornithine decarboxylase activator activity. Gene Ontology annotation, cellular component: cytoplasm. Gene Ontology annotation, biological process: negative regulation of protein catabolic process; positive regulation of polyamine transmembrane transport. NCBI's taxonomy places the organism in Eukaryota, Metazoa, Chordata, Mammalia, Rodentia, Cricetidae. The record is from RefSeq and is a predicted model, not a curated record. Bases 727 to 2073 code for a protein of 448 amino acids.